AUGGGUGCGUGCGUGCUCGAUAGCGCGCAGACGAUUGUCGAGGUUGACGAGUUGACGGUGCAUCUCUCUGAAGUUCUUGCGGAGAUCGGCAGCGAGGUUCUCGAUCAGCUGCUGCAUGGUGGUGGUGGUGGAGUCCAUGGAUCGACUGGUCUCCGGAUACCAGUGUUCUUUUGCUUUUCAUCCUCUACUGCACAGCACAGAUCCAAGGAGGGGUUUUCCCCAGCAGAUGAAACCAUGCGUGCAGCGUCAAAUAAGGAUUCUCAGUUAAAGACCAUGACUGCUUCAGCUAGUCCAAACCAGAUGGCAGAUGAAAAUAACCGUUCAGCCGUGAGCGGGCAUUGUGGCACUAGCCCAUCAUCUCAUCAAGAAUAUUGCAGAUCAGAAGACUUGAAUAGAUAUGUAUGCUCUGAUGAGGGCAAGGAGGUUGGGCACCUAAAGAAGAGCCAGUCUCUUGGAAACAUGCUUCAAAAGGAUCAUGAUCAUAAUUCUAGCGAAGGCUCUGAGUUUGAUGUUACAAACCAUGAACACAAAGGCGACCCCUCUAGUUUCAAGAGAGGUGAAGUUGUUGGAGAAUCUACUAAGACGUGCAGCCCAAAAAAUGAGGACGAUUUUGAUGCCUCAUCUGACCUAAUCAGCCAUGACUUUUGUGAACCUUUGGGUGAUCACACUGUUGAUUCUGAUAGCCAUCAUCGCAUGUCUUAUUCCCAAAGCAAAUUCCCAAGGUCACAAUCUGCAAUAUUUCAGAAUGAUUCCACCAGUGAUCCAGAAGGUUCUGUCGAUUCUGAGAUACUAGGGUCUCGUUGCAGAUCUGUUGAUGGUUUAUGUUCACUGAUUGAUGAGAAGUUUGACAACCUGAGCGGUGGUGAAAUGCAUCGCAGUAGAUCGAAUUUUGAUGUUUAUUGUGCACCUUCUUCUCCAAAUGUGUACCGGGCAUCCAACAUCGAUGACCGUGGUUCAGUAGGUUGCUCUGAUGCUGCUGCAGAGGGUCAACGGUCCACUGGAAGCACAGAAGAAAAUUUUGUCAGGGAUGGGAUCCUAGUAGGUCAUGAAUACUGGGAUGGCAAAUACAUUUGUGGUGAUCACUCACUGGAUCCAGUUGCCCCUUUCUGUGCAGAUCCAGGGGAUGUUUGUCACCAUUCUGGGAAUGACGGUGACCUCAGUGAAGCUACAGAUCAAGAGAGAGAGAAGCUGUGGAACAGAGAUAGCACACUCCACCAGUCCCUUGUAGUUGAAGUGCCUGAGUCGGUGAACAUUUCUGAUACAAAUGACAUUAGUGGGGAACCUGAACACAGUAAAACUGAUAUUGAUGAGGACCCAAGUGAACUUACGCCAAGAACCUACAAUAUUAAAAGAAUCGAGGAUUGGAUCAACCAAAUUGAUAUCAAUGAUAUCGCUUUGGAUGAACAAGGAGAAAGUUCAAAUUCUGCUUUGGCCAAAUCUAGUGAGCCAAUGGCUGGUGUUCCUGCUGUGCGGCCUGAUGCUAAAAGCCUGCUUGGCAUGGAGAUAGCUUACACUUAUAUUUCAAAGUUGACUCCUGCUUCAUCAUCGGCACAGUUGGCAAACCAUGGUUUGGUUGCGAUUCCAAGACUGAGCGCAUUCUCAGGUUUGCGCGUAUUGAACUUAUCAGGGAACUCAAUUGUGCGAGUAACCGCAGGAGCUCUUCCAAAAGGCCUUCACAUGUUAAGCCUGUCGAAGAAUAACAUAUCAACAAUCGAAGGCCUCAGAGAAUUGACACGAUUGCGCUUGUUGGAUAUCAGCUAUAAUAGGAUAUCUAGAAUUGGUCAUGGACUGGCCUCCUGUUCCUCAUUGAAGGAGUUAUAUCUGGCUGGUAACAAGAUCAGUGAGGUAGAUGGUCUUCACCGGCUUCUGAAACUUAAGGUUCUGGACUUGCGCCACAACAAGAUUUCUACAUCAAGGGGCCUUGGGCAGCUAGCUGCGAAUUACAACUCUCUAGAAGCCAUUAACCUUGAUGGCAACCCUGCACAGAAGAAUGUAGGUGAUGAGCACCUGAAGAAGUACCUGCUUGGUCUCCUGCCAAACCUCGUUGUGUACAACAAGCAGCCUAUUAGGGCGACUGGUUCAAAAGAUGUCUCAGACCGCCAUACCCGCAAGAUCUCUUCUUCGCACCGUUCUGACCGUGGUGGUAGAUCGGACCGCAAAUCUUCCAGAUUGGUGGGUGCCUCAUCUUCUCACAAGCCACAGAGCUCACGACAUGCACGCUCUGGAUAUGCCUCAAGCUCAGUGCAGAAGUACACAAGAGCUCGCAGCACGCCCAUGACUUUGCUGGGAUCAAGACCCGCUGAACAUGUGAGUGCCAUAGAUGUGUCGAAGCAUACUCAGACAGAGGGAAAGGCGCAGUAA
Molecule: messenger RNA, 2361 nt
Organism: Miscanthus lutarioriparius
Lineage: Eukaryota; Viridiplantae; Streptophyta; Magnoliopsida; Poales; Poaceae
Source: the annotation of a GenBank genome assembly